Messenger RNA from Linnemannia hyalina, 729 nucleotides. The record is from the annotation of a GenBank genome assembly. Lineage: Eukaryota; Fungi; Mortierellomycota; Mortierellomycetes; Mortierellales; Mortierellaceae.
AUGUUCUUCACCACCCUCUCCAAGGCCUCCUUGGCCGUCCUCAUCGCCUCGAUGAUCCUUGUCCUCACCCAAAAGGCCGAGGCUCACUCCUACGCCGACUGCAUCGACUGGCGCUUCAAGGACCCCAAGAACCCCUCCUGGUCCGACAAGAACGGUGCCUGCUUCGGUUUUGCUCGCCGCUUCCCCCUCAAGGCCAAGCCCUUCGCCAAGCUCGACUCUGACGAUCCCAACCGCCACUACCAGCAGUCGCACAAGAACCCCGACCCCAACCACUCCCUUGCCUGCUCCGAUGGCAAGCAGGGUGAGGAACCUGGUGCAGAUGAGACCAUGGGCAAGCCUAUCUCUGCAGCCUACACUGGCAAGGACAAGCGCGGUCGAGCGGUUGGUGUCCAGACCGUCUCCAAGCCCGGCGGACAGCUCUGCGUCCGUUGGCCUGCCAAGAACCACGCUGUUCCCGAUGAGAAGAACCAGCCCGUGACCAUUGCCCUCUCCGAAGUCAACCCUACGAAAGACCCCACCCAGCUCCAGUUCCUCUCCAACGUCAUCACCGACCUCAACUACAAGAACUGCUCUGACAAGGGAAAGGACACCGACAUCUGGCCCUGCGGUGGAUGCUUCAAGUUGCCCACCACCUUGAAGCCCGGUAACUUUGUCAUGCAGUGGCGCUGGAAGCUCAACUCUGACGAGUGGUACACCUCUUGCGCCGACAUUGACGUCCGCGCCAAGUAA